Pangasianodon hypophthalmus (striped catfish) is the source of this 7562-nucleotide messenger RNA. RefSeq lists its product as uncharacterized. NCBI's taxonomy places the organism in Eukaryota, Metazoa, Chordata, Actinopteri, Siluriformes, Pangasiidae. The record is from RefSeq and is a predicted model, not a curated record. The coding region runs from base 494 to 6901 and encodes 2135 amino acids. The transcript is spliced from 18 exons.
GGUAGUCAUAGACUGCAAAGGAUUUCCAACCAAGUAUUAAACAUGACAAUUUAUUUAUGAUUAUGUUAGUUUGUCCAGUCAUAAUUAAUAGUGGUAAUUAUUAUCUUGCGUACUUUUAUUUUUAAAUAUUAGACUGCAACCGGAAGUCAAUACCGUCACUGGGGUAGUUUCACACUAAUGGCGCAGCAGGAGGGCUGUUUAGCUAGCUGGGGUAUAUGUGAUGGUAAUGUUAUGUUUAAGAAAGGUUAAUUUCUCAACAGAAAUUUCAGUUAAAAUGACAUUUUCUGAUGAUUCUGCUGAGAAGAACAGAUUUUCUGGCACCGCUGUGUUGUAGAGAGACGGAUACGGAUUUAGCUUUAGCUCCGCUUAGCUAGGAUUAGCUAGGAGGCUAGUCUGUUUACUUGUAAGUAUAGCAGCUCAGCAUAGUGACUAGGUAGACAGCUAGUUUCAGCUUGCAGCUGGUGCCCACAGAGGACGAUUUAUAGUAAACGAAAUGUCUAAAGGUCGAAAACGCUCGAAAGCAAAAGCAAAAGCAGCUAAAGCGGCAGCAAAAGCAGCUGUAUUUGGAAUGCCUCUGGGACCAAGGCCUCCGCCUCCCGGUGGAUUUUGUGGUGUUGGUCCGCCACUUCCAGUGCCCGGACCAGUGAUGCCUGGAGAUCACUUUCCUAUGGGCCAGCCCGACUUUGGACCACCAAUGAUGGAGGAUGGGCCAUUUAUAAAUGAGCCCCCCGACUUUAUCGUAAGAGAUCGGUAUGUGCAUAGACCAGGGUUCCACCCGCAAGAGUUUGAAAUGCACCCGCGCUUCCUCCAUCCAGAUUUGGAGGACGGACCACGAGGCUUUCACCCAGACCCAUAUGAAGGACGAACUGGUUUUCACCCAGUAGAGUUUGAAGGCGGACCAUCAGGGUUUGUCCCACGUGAGUUUAGGGAUGAACCAUCAGGGUUUGUCCCACGUGAGUUUAGGGAUGAGCCAUCAGGGUUUGUCCCACGUGAGUUUAGGGAUGAGCCAUCAGGGUUUGUCCCACGUGAGUUUAGGGAUGAACCAUCAAGGUUUGUCCCACCUGAGUUUAGGGAUGGACCAUCAGGGUUUGUCCCACCUGAGUUUAGGGAUGGACCAUCAGGGUUUGUCCCACCUGAGUUUAGGGAUAGACCAUUAGGAUUUGUCCCACCUGAGUUUAGGGAUGAACCUUCAGGGUUUGUCCCACGUGAGUUUAGGGAUGGACCACGAGGGUUUGUUUCACCGGAGUUUAGGGAUGGAUCAUCAAGGUUUGUCCCGCAGGCAAGAAUCCCGCCAUCACAGUUUGAGGAUGGACCAGGUUAUCCAGUGAUGAACCCUGGACGUGGCCUAAUAAAUGCAAUGGACCCAGAUUAUAUGCAACCACAGGAUGUACAUGGCAAUGCUCCCCCUAGGGCUCCCUGCCCACCUCACAGAACUCAUCAGGCAACUCAACAAUCCAGUGGUCUUGGUGAUAAUGAAAAUAGUAAAAAUUCCACCACCACUACAACAGCAGCAUCCACUUCAAAGAAAGAAAUAUCUGUUGUCAAGAGCAUGUUGGGAUCAGUCAAACCUCCACCUGGACGAUCUAUGGGAGUCAUCACAUUUAUUGCUAACAGCUAUGGGUUCAUUGAACGAGAGGAUCAGAAAAAAUAUUCUUUCUCAUUUGAUGCCUUUUUUGGAAAACGAAACCAUUUGGUACCUGGGGUUAAAGUACAUUUUACGGCAGUCAAAGAACUGGGAAAAGAAUGUGCCACUGAUGUGAAGGUUGCACCAGGAGGGACAGAGGAGAUUGAACCCACAGUCUAUGAAGGUGUGGUGACUGCAGUGCUGCCUGAUACUUAUGUGUUGGAACCUCAUCCGGGCCGCAUAAGAACCAUUCUCACUACUGAACCUGUAAAACUGCCCUUUGGAAAGAUGGAUUCUAAAGUCACCCUUCUACUGUUUGACCGAGUGAAAUUUCAGCUGCUCACAGAUAUUAUUACUAAGGUCCGCAGAGCAACGAAUAUCACACCACAAAUGCCAGAAACUUUUCAGCUCACCAAGGAAAUCAGGGAAAAGGGUGUCAUAAUGAACAUCAAGGAUGAUACCUUUACUAUCAUGUCAAAGAAACAUGAAAACCUCACUGCCUCCCUCAAUGAGUAUAUAUCAGAUGAUCAACUAGCAGUCAUGGAUGAGGUGGAUUUCACAGUUGUAAGUGUAAAAGACAGUUUUAAGGCCAUCAGAUUAAAGAAGCUUCCUGAGGGUUCAGUGGAGUUUGAUUCACAAACAAAAAAAGUUACUGACACCUCUGCAGGCGAAUCAGUGUUGAAAUCACUGACCUCCAAGGAAGCAGCUGUUGAUGAAGACAUAAGCAGUGAGAAAUAUGAGGGAACCGUUUCACAAAUCAUCCCCAAAAGUUCUAAAAAGGAGAUGGGGCAACAGCUGCCACGGGGCCUUGUGGACACUACAGUGGCUGGUACACAGAAAAGUUUACCAUUUGGUUCGGGUGAUGUGAUCACACAGGCCACCAUGAUGGUCGGCGACAAGGUCCAGUUCAACAUUGUCACCAAACAGCAGACCAAGGAGGAGCGUGCUGUCAACAUUGAGAUUCAACCAGAAACCUUUCAACUAGAAUCGACAGAGCAACGCAAGAUAGGCAUUGUCGUAAAAUUGAAUGCUAAUUCUGGGUUCAUCAAGGCUCCGCAGGACCCACAGCUGUUUUUUGACCUGUCUGAAGUCAUGGAUGACGCCAAGCUCACUUUGUCAGAGAAAGUUGAGUUUACACUAGCAAUGGGUGUUGAAGGGACUGCAGAAGGUAAACGAGCUAUUAGAAUCAGAAGGCUAACGGAGAGUGUCUUCACAUCGGUGCCAAAAAUAGAAGAGAAGAAAGAGAAGAAGAAAAUGACAAUCAAAUUGCUGAAAGACCCGAAAGAGCACAUCAGGAACCAGGUCAAAACAGAGGCCAAAGAUUGUGAUUUACUGGCUGCAGAGAAACUGGGCAGGGAAAAGGUGGAGGCCUCAAAAGCUCCAAAGCAGGACAAUAAAGGCAAACAGGAAAACCCUAUAAAGGGUAGUAGAGAGCGUAGCAGAAGCCGAGAAAUCAACCGACGCAGGUGCAGUCGAAGCAGUAGCCGCAGCCGGGAUAGGAGUGGCAGCUACUAUGGCAAGCACAGAAGCUCCAGUCGUGACAGGAGUUACCGAAGUUACAGACGGAGCCGCAGUCGCAGUAGAGAUCGCUCACGCAGAUACAGGCGUAGUUAUAGCCACAGCCGUAGCCGCAGUAGAAGCAGGGAAAGGAGCAGUCGGAGUGGCAAAAAGAGAAGUCACAGCCCAGAAUACACGGAUGAACAUCGCAGAGGACAGAGCAACAGUAAAGAAUGCAGCAGCAAGAGACGAAGCAGAAGCCCUGAUGGCCAAAACAAGACAUCAAAAUAUGCACCCAGCUCCUUUGAUUAUACAAACUUACCAUCCACUGAAGCUGUAAAUGAGGAAUUAGCAAAGAAGAGGAAAGAGUUAUUGGAGCUUAAUGAGUUAAUAGCACGUAAAAAAGCAAUAAUUGCGAUGGAACAAAACGCCAAAACACCAAGUCAGUUUAAAGAUGCACUUGAAAUGGAUAGACAACAUGGAAUUGCUACAUUUGAUUAUCAGCACAAAACCUGUCUAGAGAACUCAUGGACCCCUGACAUGAAGCCAGUCAGGUCCAUUUUAAAGAAGCAGUCUGAAUCUCUCACCAGUCCCCAACAUCAGAAAAGUGAAAGAAGUGAGAGUCCAGAAGAGCCAGUGGGAUGCCCAAAAACCAACACUUCCAGUAUAUACACAUCUGCUGGCUCAGUCCCUGUAUGGAUUAAACAAAGUUCUACACCUGAGAUUGAAGAUCAGGAAUUAGCAAGGAAAAAGAGACAGUUAGAGGAACUAAGUGAAUGUAUUGCACGUAAAAGAGCAAUUAUGGCCAUGGAACAAAAGGCUAAAGCCCUUUGCGAUGGGUCUGAAAUCAAAAAGAAAUAUGAUUUUGCUUCAUGCUCAGAUGACCUGGACAUAACAGUGACAAAUAAGAACACCUGGCAACUUGACAUAAAACCUGAUCUUCAGCCGAAGAAGUCCAUUCUGAAGAAACGGUCAGAAUCAGCUACUGACCAGCCACAGAAGGAUUUGGCUACAGCUGGUCAGUAUGCUCAUUUUCCAAUGUCUGAACAACCUAAAGAUGAUCACUCAGCUUUCCUCAAUCCCUCUGGGCCUUCAGAUACUGCAUUUAAAAAACCCUGUAAUCCACCAUCAGUGCUCUCUAAUACUGUUGAUUUUUUCAAGAAACUGAUUAAUGAAGCCUCUACCAGUUCAUGUACGAGCAAUAACAAGGCAAUUAGUCAACAGUCAUUUCAGCAAAGUUCUGGAUUAUUUUAUGACCAAAAAAGUACCAGAGAGACCAAAGACGAGAGUUAUUCUACAUCGCCUUCCCAGAUAUCCCAGUUUUCUCAUCAGGAUUGUGACCAGGCAUCCACAAGUGAGGACUCUUCAACCCAGUCUUCAGCUUCAAAGCAAAAGAGUAAUCUUGCAACACAAAUGGAACGGUUUCUUGGUGCUUUAAAUAAAGCAGAUUCAAAUUUAUUGUCCUCAUUGUUGAGAGAUGCUAGAAAAGAUUCUGAUACACUGGAGAAUCAGAGGAUCCCACAAGAGCAGGCAGAAAGAAAAGUGUCUUGUGGUGAAGAAUUGUAUGAUCCUUUCAAAGAAACAGACUGCAAUGAAGACAACUAUCCCUUAAUGGGGAGCAAACAGAAUAUGAGUCGCAUGUUGGGACGAAUUGAAACCACCCAAGAUGAUCUAUUACCACAUGAAAGAGCUGUGGUAGAUGGCAGUGGCUUUUCCAAAAUUGUUGGAAUGAAAUAUGGCAUUGAAGCGAAGCCUGAGAAUCGGUUCCUUUAUGGAGAGGCAGUACCUUCUAGUAGUCAAAGCAGACUUUUAGAAGAGCAUGAAAAAUUUUUGAAAGAGUGUGAUAAAUUUAAACUGUCACAAGACUGUUACAGUGAUGAGUUAUAUUUUGAGGACUCAUAUGGAGAGGACGGAGAGAGAUGCAAAAGACAAAAACCAUCUGAAAGGUACAGAGUAGAAGGCAGGCUUAGCCCAGUGCACCAGAAAUCAGAGGAUGCCAAUGAAGAUGUGGAAAAAGCAAGCCAGUAUAAAAAAAUUCAGGAUCUACUGCAAACCAUUGGUCUUAAUUUAGACACAACAGAAGUUAGCAAGUUAGCUGAUAGGACAAAAGAGCGCCUGUAUGGUAAGAAGGUCAAACCCCAGAGGUCUCAUUCUUCUGAUCAAAAAGAUGAAAAAUCAAUAAGUAGGUAUGAUCGCCGAGGUAGUAGUCAUUCCACUGAUUCUGAGGGUGUCAAUUCUGUAUCUCCUGCUAAAACCUCUAAUCGUGAGGUUUACAUGAGCUAUUUGGACUCUAUUAAGUACCGCCACGAGGAAGUCGGAGUCGAGGAGCGGGACUUAUUUAGCCUUAAAAGGACUAUUAGGAACAGUCCAGAAGCAAAACAAAUGACAUCAGAUCCAUACAAAACUGAACCACAAGAAGUCACACAUGAUUCCUACAAACCAGCAGCAGAAGCUUUCUCGUUAGCUCAGUCUGUUGGUUUGGCGUAUACUCAAACAUCCAGUGAAUUCUCCUCAGCUGCACACCACCUUAAAAACAAGCAAGAUUCCCAGGAGUAUAGUUAUGCUAUAGAUGGGGAACAAAAUCCCUAUGGGUCAAUUUCUCUAAAUUCACUGCAUUAUGCUACUGGUUAUCCAACAACACACUCUCAUUUAACAUCUGGCUAUGAAGAUUAUACGGCAUCUGCCAGGCCUUCGUCCAUGAUGCCACCAAGCCCUGCCCAGUUCUAUCCAAUUCUCUCUACUUUUACAACACCAGGAUGUUUUGGUCCUUCUCCAACUCCUCCUUAUCCACCAACUUCAGGUCAGUUUGGCUUUGCCAUGCAGCCUGGCAGCUCUGGUUAUGCCACCCAGCAGACUAAGACAAAGCCUACUGCACACAACAGGUGUCUCAAAACAAUAGAAACAGUACAAACUCAGAAGUCUGUUAGUGUAAAGCCUUUUGCAGCCAAAGAAGUACGUACUGUCAUUAGCAUACAAACACAAAAAGAGCUUAUAGAUACGGAAGGCGAAGCUGAAUCCCAAACGGUAUCCAUGAUGGAAGAUGACAUCAAAGCUAAACAGAAAAAAAGGCUGGAGCAGUUUAAUCAGAGAAUGAGACUGAAGAAGGAACAGCAAAUGGAAGCCCAGCGAACACGAGGACUAAGCCAGAAAUCAGCACCAGGAAGAGUUUUGCGAACAGAAGUAAAGAAUGUGUGGAUAUGUGGCCACUCCCUUGUGUUCUGGGCUGAGAAGCGAGCCACAUCUCCUGAAAUAGGUAUGCAGCUUGGUAUGGACCCCAACAGUGUACGCAUAUGGUGGAAGGGUGUGCAGGGCAUGACAUGGCAACAGCUUCUGCCCCAGCUGCUCCAACUGAAGGACAACUGGCCCAACCCGGACGUGAUUCUUAUGCAUCUUGGGGGAAACGAUAUUGGCAAGAUGACCCCAGAGGCCUUUGUUUUAGCAGUGAAGAAAGACCUGAUUUCAUUGAAGAGCAUUUUUCCUCAGUGCCGCCUGGUUUGGUCAGACAUCCUGCCACGCAAGUCCUGGAGGCACUCAAAUGACAGCACAGCAGUGAACAACAUGCGACAGGCGAUCAACAAAACAAUCCGUGGUAUUAUGGCAGAGCUUGGGGGUUUUUCAUUGACUCAUGACAACAUAGUGCCUAGACUGGACUCUGGCCUAUACAGACCAGAUGGGGUUCACCUCUCUGGUAAAGGGAUUGACACUUUUAAUUUAAACAUGCAAGACUUUCUUGAGAAGUGGGAAAGUGAGAUAAGUGAGACAGAGACUUCUGAAAGCUAAAAUGACUUUUCAGGUUAUUAACAUCUUAAUACUGUUUUUCUUUCAGUAUCUCUUUUAUACUGUGAAACUAUUCAUGGGAAUAGGAAUGGGAAUUCAUUCUUGUAUCCCUUUUAAUGUUAGAGUUAUGCUUAUCAUAGUCUGAAUGCAACUGCAUGUAUUAUUAAAGGAGUUUAAAAAACUAUUUGUUAAUUCUCUAUUAUCUGUUAAUAUUUACUCUUAUUUCUGUAAUUAUAUGUAGAUUUAGUUUUUUUUUAUUGGUUGUUGAACAAUGUGAAUACAGAAAAAAUAAAAGACAAUACUUGACUCAAUGCUGUCUGUUUAUUAAGUGUUCUGAGUUUCUUUCUUUCUUUCUGUCUUUCUUUCUUUCUUUCUGUCUUUCUUUUUUAAACAAACUUUUAGAUAACCUAGUUGUGCCUUUGGUAGACAGAACUCUUUUGGUCACAUUUUUCUGUAGUAUGUAUAGCAGUUGUAUAUAUAUACAAUCAAUUUUGCUUGUUUGUCAUGUAGUAAGUGCAAAAUUCUUUUUUUGUUGUACACAUUUUGUACAAAUUUUUGUACUAAAUUUCCUAACAAUGUAUUUGUGUGCGUCUGUUCAAAAUAUGUGAUGUGUGCAAUGCCUUCUCUAGGAGUCACUAUAAUAAAAUUAUGGUUGUAACUGUCA